Cynara cardunculus var. scolymus (artichoke) is the source of this 1074-nucleotide messenger RNA. Its product is annotated as E3 ubiquitin-protein ligase At1g12760. The coding region runs from base 1 to 1074 and encodes 357 amino acids. Lineage: Eukaryota; Viridiplantae; Streptophyta; Magnoliopsida; Asterales; Asteraceae. The record is from RefSeq and is a predicted model, not a curated record. The transcript is spliced from 6 exons.
AUGUUGUCUCAGAGUUCAUCCGGCAACAACCCGUUGCUUUACUCGGAGGAAUAUGAUCGAGCUCGACGGUCACUCAGGCGACAGAGCGUACGUGAUGUGGCGCGGUUUCUACGGAGAGCGAGUAGUCGGCGGAUGAUGAGGGAGCCGUCGAUGCUUGUGAGGGAAACGGCCGCCGAGCAGCUUGAGGAGCGGCAAAGCGACUGGGCGCAUUCAAAACCCGUGGUGAUACUUGAUCUCAUAUGGAAUUUGGGUUUUGUUGUUGCGGUUGUUGUCGUUUUGGUUUUGAGCCGGGACGAGACACCGACAACGUGGUUGAGGUUGUGGAUUGUAGGGUAUGCGGUGCAGUGUGUUGUUCAUAUGGUGUGUGUUUGGAGCGAGUAUAAGAACACGCAUGGUCAUAGGUGGAACGGGGGCGGGGAAGCGGGUGAAGCUAGUGAGAGCGGAGAAGGGUCAAGUACAAGUAUCAGCCGUGCAGUGACAAAGUAUUUGGAAUCUACAAAUACAAUGUUUUCAUUCGUUUGGUGGAUCCUUGGGUUCUAUUGGGUUUCAUCAAAUGGACAAGCAUUGGCACAUGACUCGCCUAAGCUCUAUUGGCUUUGUGUAACUUUCUUGGCAUUUGACGUCUUUUUUAUUGUUUUCUGCGUCGCACUGGCAUGCGUCAUUGGUAUUGCCAUUUGUUGUUGUCUUCCAUGUAUAAUUGCUGUAUUAUACGUUGUUGCAGAUCAGGAAGGAGCAAGCAAAGAGGAUAUUGAGUUGUUGCCAAAAUUCACAUUCCACCGCGAAGGUGGUGCGGGAAGAACCAACGAUGAGAUUCAAGGGGUUUGUGGAGGAGUAAUGACCGAAUAUGGCACGGAAACACCCAUUGAACGUGUUCUCUCGCCCAAGGAUGCUGAAUGUUGCAUAUGUUUGUCAGCAUACGAUGAUGGAGUUGAGCUACGAGAGCUUCCAUGUUGUCACCAUUUUCAUUGCAGCUGUAUAGACAAAUGGCUAUAUAUCAAUGCUACCUGUCCUCUCUGCAAGUACAAUAUCUUAAGAGGUGAAAUAUUGUUUGACAAAAAAAAAAAAACUCAUUAA